Anopheles maculipalpis is the source of this 1106-nucleotide messenger RNA. It is a transcript of the gene Zip88E, whose product is annotated as zinc transporter ZIP3. The record is from RefSeq and is a predicted model, not a curated record. Gene Ontology annotation, biological process: zinc ion transmembrane transport. The transcript is spliced from 2 exons. Bases 3 to 1106 code for a protein of 367 amino acids. NCBI's taxonomy places the organism in Eukaryota, Metazoa, Arthropoda, Insecta, Diptera, Culicidae. Gene Ontology annotation, cellular component: plasma membrane. Gene Ontology annotation, molecular function: zinc ion transmembrane transporter activity.
GCAUGCAGGAAGAAAGUGUCGCAGCAGCAUUCGCAAGGAAUGUAUCCGAUCCGGCAGAAAAAAUAGGCCAAAAUGAAGCCAAACUGUUGGCGAUUGUAGUGCUCGGCUUUGGCAGCUUCCUGUGCGGUGUGUUGCCGAUCUACAUUUCCCAACGUAACCGGGAACGGUACCCGAGCGUACUUUCGUUUCUGUUGUGCCUUGGUGCGGGUGUCCUGUUGGCCACGGCAAUCGUACACAUGCUGCCGGAAAUACGGGAAUCGUUGGGCGAGUAUGCUGAGAUUGUGUUUUGUGGUGGAUUUUUCCUCAUGUAUGCGAUUGACGAGCUGAUGCUGUUCUGUGGAAUCGGUGCACAUGAUCACGGUGGUGAACGUGGUGGAAUGGCAGCAGUGCAACGGGACCGACGGCACAGUUGUGUUGGUGAGGAUUCGGAUACUGCCAGCACAUCCAGCCGACGGGAACGGCGGUAUGGUACGAAUGAGGAAACGAAAUCUCUUCUCGGCCAGCAAGGAAAUGAUCCGGAAAUUAACAUCACACACCGGGAAAGCGUGGUUGGUUUCGCGGCCAAUCUUUCCCGCCGAUCGUCCGUAACCGGUCCACCACUACAGCGACAGUCAUCGAAUGCGGCCGAAAUGCAGCUAACCGGUGUGUUUGGACUGCUACUAGCGCUCUGUAUGCAUUCCCUACUCGAAGGGUUAGCAAUCGGUGUUCAAAAUUCAGGCCCCAAGGUACUGCUGCUGCUCGGUGCGGUCAGUGCACACAAGUUCGUGGUCGGUUUCGCACUUGGCGUGGAACUGUGCACGUACAAUGCGAGACAACGUUGCUCGCACGUGUUGCAGGUGCUUACGUUCUCGCUUGGGUCGGUGGCCGGUAUCGGGAUCGGGAUGGGAUUGGAUGGGCUGAACGAAACGCUUACCAAUCUGAUCAUGCCCACACUGCAAGGAUUGGCCGGUGGUACACUACUCUACGUAACCGUUAGUGAGGUGUUACCUCGCGAACGGUCCAAACGGCUGCUGCAUUCGCGUGGACUAGGACCGAUACAGUUCAUUGCCGUUGUGGUAGGAUUUUCACUCAUGUCGGUGUUAAGCUUAGUGCUAACCGACGAGUAG